Messenger RNA from Durusdinium trenchii, 3723 nucleotides. The record is from the annotation of a GenBank genome assembly. Lineage: Eukaryota; Dinophyceae; Suessiales; Symbiodiniaceae.
AUGGUGACCCAGGCAGCUGAUGCAUGUGCUGCUGCCAGGCUUCGACGCUCCAGGGCGUUGGCAAAGCUGAAAGGAGCGCCUGGGCGCAGAACGAUGCGAUCCAGCGAUGAGCUUUCUUCACCAGGAAGCACGGUGGCAGCGGACGAUAAGGAGGUGAAGGCAAAGCAAGAGGAGAACGGCGAGCAGGGGAAGACUGACGCAAAGAAGGCUGCUAACCAAGAGAAGAAACCAGAUCACAAGGAAGAGGGGAACAAGAAGGGAAAGACGGAUGAAAGUCAGAUCCAAGAAAAGAACGGAGGGAAGCGAGAGCCUCACCAGGAUGAGAAGGCAAAGUGUGAAAAGACAGAGGACAAAGACAAAGAGCACACGCCGCCAGCUGUCAGCCCUGGACCUUCAGGCACAAAAGCAUUGCCAGAAGUGAAGCGGCUGGCAGAAAGGGCGAGAUCAGGUGGGAAGCAGAGCAAGACUCGAAAGCUGCAGCUACUCUUCGAGCAGUGGGUCUCUGCAUCGGAGAAAUGGUCAUCGAGCAGUCUGGUGAUUUCAAUGAAACAGCGGCAUCAAAGAAGGCACAAAGGAGGAAGAAGAUGGCUCACCAAGGCUCAGAUUGCCAUCAAAUACAACUCAAAAGAGCUGGCAGAAGAGAUUUGUCAUCACAAGGAAAGCGAUGAAUACCUUCGCAGCACAGAAACCAAGCCCUUUCCAGACAAACCUGGGCUCUUGCUGUACCUGGUAUGGGAUGAAGAAUAUGUGUCCGAAGAGAGGGACGAGGUGCUGGAGCAAUUGUAUGAGCUACGGGAUGACUCGGAACCCAGACAAUCAAAGAAGGACAAGAAGAAUGAGAGUGGCAAGAGCAAGAGAAAGUCGGAAAGCAUGAAAGCGGCAAUGACUGCUGAGCUGGCCUCUUGGAAGUCCAGGCUGGAGCAAGCGCGCAAGCCUCUUCUUGAAGCCUUCGAGCGCGAUGAGGCUGCGCUGAUGAUGACCGUGGCGCCCAGCCUUUGUACGCUCAACACGUUGCCGAUGAAGUUGCAUCUGGAGAGCCUUGGUAAAGAAAUCAUCCCGAACCGGCGCUUUGCGGUCACUGAACUCAGAGGAAUCACCUUUGUGAGAGCGCAUCUGGUUCUAUCUGACAUGAGCUUCAGGCUUGGGCCGGAGAUGUUCUGGCGGAGCAAAGACGGCCGCCUUCAGACGCGGACCGCGGAGGCGACGUCCCAAAAGUCUGGAUGGACAUCGAAGCUGUUGGGUAAAAAGAAGAAGAGCAAUCAGGAGGUCGUCUUGAAAGGACAACUGGCAAGGACAGCCCUGAACUAUAGUGCAGGAGUAGUGCAGGAUCAUGCUGGACGACCUCAAUGCAACGUCUCGUGGACAGUGGAAGAAUACUAUGCGAAGCUUUCCAAGAAGGUGGAAGCAAAAGAACUGGAUCGUGAGAAGUUCAUUCAAGAGCUGCGCGCCAGAGACAAGUCCCCUGGCGAAAGACCGUCGCUCACCGUGCGUCGUGAAGCUUUCCAACUUUGUGGCAGGAUUGAAAAGAACAAGUUCAGCUUCCUCACUGGAGGGACGCUGGUCACGGACUUUUGCUCAGCAGCAAGUUGUGACAGUUACCAAGGCGCUCUCGGUUCUGUAGCAGCCUGCCGCAGCUGGGAGCACGAAGAAGUGACGGCCGGUGGCGCAUCGACCUCCAAAGCGACUGAGGAUGGAACUCACCAGUCUCGUUCUGUUGAGCAUCUCCUUGGCACCCGUUUUGAAGGCUCGUCCAUGCGUUCCAUGCGCGCGAAAGCGCCCGGGGCCGAAAUGGGUCAGAUCCGGAGGGUGCGGGGCGAACGGACCAUCCUGUCCGGAAGAAAAACCGUACUGCUGGGACCCCGGCUGGACUACCCUACACAUCCCUACACCACUGGCUGGGGCGUCACCACAGGACUGGUGCCGAUUCCGCAGGGCUUUGGACCGGUCAUUCGGCUUAGGCCGAAGUACGUGGGGUUGACACCACAAGAGGUGGCCUUUGCCGAAGAGGUCUUACACGAAGCUCGAGAGAAGGUGCCAAUGGAUCAGCACGGCCCUGAUGCAGGCCUGGUGGCUCCGGCGCUGCGAAGGCUGCACGAAGUCGUUGAGGAGGCGGCCGCCCUAUUUCCAGCUUGCGCUUGCGCCCUCCUCUCCUCGCCUUUGCUCCCGCUUCCCUGCUUCUUGCCCGAGCGCUGGGACAAGCUCGGGGGGGGCGGCUUCGCAAUUGUGUGCAGGGGCCGCUUUGGGGCUCAGCAGGUGGUGCUGAAGGUGCUCAAGCAACAGACAGAAGAAUUCGCAAAGCAACUGAAGCACGAAGCGCGGACAAUGCUUCUUUGCGCGUGCCCUCACGUAGUGACCCUGAUUGGCACAGUGGGGCCCUGCAUCCUCAUGGAGCCGAUGGAGUGCGACUUGCGUCCGUCUCUACAACGGGCUGUUGCCACCCCAAACACUUGCAGCCGUGGCACGAGACAUUCUCAUGGCCCUGGUGCACAUGCGGCUGGGCAUAGCCCACAGGGAUGUGACAUCCUGGCAUCAAAUCAAGAUCCGCCAUUCACGACCAAGUUGGCGGACUUUGGCCUGGCAGUCCACACCCGCGCAGGCAUGCUUAGCGAGCCAGUGGGCACCUUGCCUUUCAUGGCCGACGACUUCGAGGCACUACCAGCGGCGAUCAGUGCAGCAGAGGCCGUGGGGGUAGAGGUCUCGGAGCUGCGCUUCGCGCGCGCGGUGCUGCAGCAACGGAAGGAGCUGCGGAGAACCAAGGCCUCGGAGGCCGCAAGGGGCAUUACAACGCGUGGUUGCUUCGGGCUUGGGAUCCUGCAGCAGCGAAUGGGCAGCGGCGGUUCAGGGGUAGGACGCAAGGAAAUCUCUGAAAACCUGAAAGGCCAUUUGGCCGUCCGCCAAGGCUCAGCGACCACCGCGGUGAAGUUGACCACAGCACUGGCGAUGGCCAAAGUGGUCUGCAACUGCCUGGCGCUCAUGAAAGGCGCAAGAGACCUGAACGCUGCCGAAGAGCUGUUGAAGACGAUACGACGCCUGGGUGGUAAGUCUUAUUUGAGCUACCUGGGACCCAACGGCCCAGUACCUGGAGUACGAACUGAGGGUCAGGAAGCUUCGGGUGCUCGAUCGAGCACCCUUCGAGGACUGGUCCAGAAGCAUUGGGGCACCUUCUCACCAGAGGUCCAAGAGGCCUUCAAGGAGAUGGGAUUGCAACAAAUGGCAGAAGAACCAGACCUCACAGAUCCCACCUAUGUGGCCUACAAGUUCAAGACCACCAGUGGCCAGCUCAGAGCACUGGGCCAGAAGAAGCUCCAACUGGAGCAGAGGGAGACCAAUUUGCAGAAGCAAUUGGCACAAGUGGUGGCAGCAAAGGAACAGCUCCUGGACAGGCUACAGACAUGCCACCAGGACAUGGAAGAAAUCUCCCAGCACUAUGCACAGAUUGUCCUGCAACCCAAAGGACAAGGCACCAGCAUGGACACACAGGAGCCACCAGAAAUCCCCUCAGGCAAUCCAGAGAUCCAGCACCAAAUGGAGACCUUCCAUGCAUUGGUCUCUCAGCUGGGCAGCAAAGUCACCACAGAUGACAAGCAAAGGCUGCUACACACAAUGGUCAGGGUCCUGGAAGAUGCAGGUCAAAAGAAGAGAAAGACCAACAUCCAGCCACCUCAGUACUAUGAGCCAGGCAACCCAGAUGCAUACAUGGAGCAAGGCACUUUCACAGGGUAG